Molecule: messenger RNA, 4780 nt
Organism: Vanessa atalanta (red admiral)
Lineage: Eukaryota; Metazoa; Arthropoda; Insecta; Lepidoptera; Nymphalidae
Gene: Iml1
Product: GATOR complex protein Iml1
Exons: 27
Coding region: 223-4740 (1505 amino acids)
Biological process (GO): cellular response to amino acid starvation; positive regulation of autophagy; negative regulation of TORC1 signaling
Cellular component (GO): lysosomal membrane; GATOR1 complex
Molecular function (GO): GTPase activator activity
Source: RefSeq, a predicted model, not a curated record
AUGAAAUAUUUCGAUCUUAUUAUCAUUUACCAUCCAUUAGUAAUUGUUUGUUUAGUGUCGUUAUGAUAAAAAAUAUUUACUUUAUAUAAUUAAUGCGUAAUCAUGUUAUUGUUAUAAAAUGAAAAAUAAAAUUGAUAAACAUGAAGUAAAAAAAAUAAUUUAAAAGAAAUAUUACAUCCCGUCGAUGUUAUUAUCUUUGUUCUUAUUAACAAUAAAAUAAACAUGAAGUCCUUUAAAUUAAUUGUGCAUCAAUCUAGUUUUAGUUCGGAAGAUCUUAUAAUCAAUCUAAAAGAUUAUCCCGGAUUAAAGGAGAAAGAUAUAAUUGAAAUAUAUCAUCCAGAAAAUGACUACCCUCGACUCCUUUUACAAGUUACAAAGGUGGAUGCACCGGGCCGAGGGAGAGAUACCAUCAGUGUGGAACAAAGCAUAGCCACAACAUUUCAGUUGAGAACCUUUGCUCAUGUUUAUGUGAAUGUUGUAAAUGUAGCAGACGUUGCAUUAGAUUCAGUGGAAUUGACAUUUAAAGAUCAGUACUUGGGAAGAUCGGAAAUGUGGAGACUGAAAAAUCAUUUAGUAAGCACAUGUGUGUAUCUCAAUAAAAAGAUUGAGUACUGCGGUGGGGCAGUUCGAUGUCAAGUAUAUGAAAUGUGGUCUCAGGGCGACAGGGUUGCAUGUGGGGUAAUAACAGAAGACACAAAAAUUGUAUUCAGAUCCUCAACAUCAAUGGUUUAUCUUUUCAUACAAAUGUCGUCAGAAAUGUGGGACUUUGACAUUCAUGGUGAUUUGUACUUUGAGAAAGCUGUUAAUGGGUUUCUUGCAGAUCUUUUUACGAAAUGGAAGAAAAAUGGCAGUAACCAUGAAGUGACAAUUGUAUUGUUUUCAAGAACAUUUUAUAAGGCCAAAACUUUAGAAGAAUUUCCUCAGCACAUGAAGGAAUGCCUACAGAAAGAUUAUAGGGGUAGAUUUUAUGAAGAUUUUUACAGGGUGGCAGUACAAAAUGAGAGAUAUGAAGACUGGUCAAAUGUAUUACUCCAAUUAAGGAGGCUUUUCACGGACUACCAAAAGAUAGUGCUGCAGUAUCAUGAAAGGCCUAAUAUGGAAAUCCCAACAGCUAUAAAUUCAACGGCAGCUCAAGGAAAUUUUCUUGAAGUUCUUAAUAUGAGUUUAAAUGUUUUUGAAAAACAUUACUUGGACAGAUGUUUUGAUCGUACUGGCCAACUAAGUGUUGUGAUAACACCGGGUGUGGGAGUGUUUGAGGUGGACAGAGAAUUGACAAACGUUACAAAACAGAGAAUUAUAGAUAAUGGAGUUGGCAGUGAUCUUGUGUGCGUGGGAGAACAACCUUUGCAUGCCGUUCCAUUACUAAAGUUCCACAACAAAGACAGCAAUCUCAACUCUAUAGAUGAUUAUUCAAUGCCGCACUGGAUAAACUUAUCGUUCUAUUCCACAAAUAAAAAAGUCGCCUACUCAAAUUUUAUUCCAAGAAUUAAAUUACCGCCGAGAAAGAGUCAAGAACCUCUGAAAAAAAUGUAUGAAGAUGAAUCAAAGGGGAAGUUAAUAAAGGAGGAUGAUUACAUGCACAAUUCGAUAUUUGACUAUGAUGCGUAUGACGCUCAGGUGUUUCAGCUACCUCCAGCUCACAGCACGUGUGUGCAGAGGGUCGCCCGUACUAAAAAAACAUCAGUUGCCGGCUUAGAAGGUAUAAGCAGGCGAAGUCCACCAGCUUCUUCAAUUCAUCACAGAAAAAUGUCCGAUCCUGACAUCCAUCACAGCCUCGGAUCUGAUAUUUUAACGAGCAACAAACAUGGGGUUAGUGAGGCUGGCAGUGACGCAACGGAUUCCCCUAUAUCGAUAAACCGACUCUCUCCGCGAAGCUCUGUGUCUAAUAAGCCGGUGAUAAGAACUGGGAGGGCACUGAUUAAUCCCUUCGACCCUUCCCACGUCACCGUCAAGCUAACGAGCAAUCGGCGUCGCUGGACUCAUAUAUUUCCCAAAGGUCCAACCGGUGUGUUAAUACAGCAGCACCAUUACCAAGCGAGACCAGCAGGCGAGCCGGCUUCACGACCAGACCAACACCGCUCCGAGAACAACAUAAGCAAGGAAAACGGCUCUACUAUCAACAAUAAUAACCAUUCUGUAUAUCAAGUCGAUGGUAAUGUAAUGGGUCGUAAGCGAAUGAUAAGCGCUUCAGGAGCUUUAAGCAUUCUAGGUACCGCUUUAAGCACUCCCUCCACAACAAAUAACGCCUCGCUCGCGUUAUUGUGGGGCGCCACAGGAGAACAGGAGUGGACACCGGCCUUAACUACCGCGAACCGAGCUAUAGGCGUGGACUGGAAAUCUCUGACUAUCCCAGCGUGUCUUCCAAUAACGACCGAUUAUUUCCCCGACAAGAGAUCACUGCAAAACGAUUAUCUUGUAUCGGACUAUAAUCUGUUGCCGGACGAUGUGAAUGCAGAUUUCGCUAAAAACAGGGCUAUAUACAAAGAGCCACUUACGACUAUGGAAGUUUUCAAAGAGUUGGUUUCGCAACGAUUGGCGCAGGGCUUCCAGCUGAUCGUGGGCGUGAACGACAACGAGGUGAUCGAGUCGCACUGCCCGCCGUCGCGCGUGGCGCCGCCCAGCUGCCAGCCCGCGCACGUGGCCAAGCGCUACCUGCUGUCCAUCGGCCGGAUAUUCCACAAGCUCACGCUCGUCGGCUCCACCAUCACCGUCACGCGGUACAGGCCGAGACAUCCGUAUCCUCCUUUCAACAUUCACUACAGAUAUCGUUUCCACGCCCCGAACCACGACACGUACGAAGUGUCCUGGGUGUCGUUCACCACUGAGAAGCUCGAAAACUACAACUGGAACUACAUGGACCAUUACAUUUGCACACGAGGCGAUACCGACUUUGCACUUGUUGAGGUUGGUUCGCAAUAUCCUCUUAAAUAUUGGCGGUUCCGUACCCUUCUCUUGCCGCUCAUCAACCCAGCCACGAAGACGAUACUAGAAGACGAGUCGACUCACUGUGAUAUUUACCCAACUCCAACACGCCAAGACUUGGACCAUCUCACCGAAGGGUUUCUAAAAAUGACAGAAUCGUAUUUUAACAAAGUCAAAAGACCAAACAAGCAAAGGGUGGCGACGACUUGCGGCUCUUCGGAGGCGGCCCUCACGAGGCGGCGGCACUCCACUUCCAACCUCACGCGGAACGCGCAGCAGGGCGGGGUGUCCAGCUCUCCGUUCAGAGAGCGCGUCGGCAGCACUCGGCUACCCGACCGACCGCGGCUUCGGAUCGAAGCCAUAGCGGCAGCAAAGACUGUUCUAGAAAGAUCGCAAUCUCAAUCCGGUGAAUGCGAUGACACGUACGACGAUGGAGUUAUAGAACCAAAGUUGAAAGCGAACGCAACACUGUUAGAAGUCGUUGAUCGGAUGCGUCAUCCAAGUUUAGGUGUAGGGUUUCUUCAACAGACCGUUAGUUUGCCUUCGCAUACGUUUGUCUCAAUAUAUGCAAUUCACUGGCUUCAGGCCAAUAUGGAAAACAUGACGUACGAAAAGGCGACAAGCUGUAUGGAGAGACUGCUCCGAGAUAAAAUGAUUUGCCACGCGUCUGGUGAUACUCUAAAGCGAUAUAUUGUCGGUUAUUAUAUGUACCACAUACUUCCGCAAAAGAAAGAAAAGGAACUAACUGACUACGUAAAGCCAUUGGGGGAUUUGCAAAGCUUUGAAAACGAAUGGAUGGAGGUAGAAGUUUUAGGACCCCGGUCGCCUUUGUUGACGUCUGAAACGGGCGCCAUAGAUAUUUCCGGGAACAGCACCGCAACCGAUGACUCUGGAAUGCCAGCGUUUCUUUGCGACAAUAUCGACCCCAAUUAUAUGCACAUGGAGAAUGAUGACUUGCCAUUGUAUAAAAACACUCAUCUCGAUAUAGACGUGAACAAUAAGAGUGAUCGCAUUGAGUGGGGACACGCGCGCUAUCAGGCGACCUUCCGACCUGACCAAGCGUUUGAGAUGUGCAUCCAGUGGGCUAUUGCGAGUGGGAAUAUAGUUGCCGAGUUGAUAAUUGGUUGGGCUCGCAAAGCUCCAAGUUGUCGGCUACAAAUGGUACCAAUCCCAGCUGACCCUCUAGCUUUGCCCUUCACGGAGAAGUCAGAUCCUUUAAGGGGUCCUAUAUAUGUGCCUUUAAAUGAAGAACCAUUGUUAAGGGGCAAAACGGCACUGUUUGAAGGUUUCCCAGAGGAUACAUGGCUCGAAAGAUUAUUCCUGUUCCAAGAAGCGAUUGUCGGUCGCUUCGGGUUCAUUAAAUGUACGGUAGAGAGUACGUCUCACGCCGCGGGUGUCGGCGACCAUCUCUACGUUCAUGUAACUGGGAAUAUGUUCAUACUCAUCCCAACGACAGUCAAGUCGGAACAGAAGGGUCUCAAAGCGAAGCCGGUCAACAAGCCGCUCAACUCCAGUCGAUAUCCUGUUCACGAGGCAGCUCCCAGUCCACACGAGGGUUACAUAACUCGACACGUCAGUGGAAAGAAUAAGGAUGAUUAUGACAACAGCCGCCGGAUGGGAUUUUUGUGGUCUUGGAAUCAUAUGAUAUCUAAAAAGUGGAAGUGGUCUCAGACUCCGGCAACUGGAGACGAGUGCUUCCAGAUGCGAAUGUUACGUGACUUUAAGCAUUUUUGUGCUAAUCACGAACAGAGGUUGAGCCAAUUCUGGGAUCAGUGCUGGGAAGUUCGAGAGAAAGCAAAAGGAAUCAAGUGUUUCUAAUUGUUAUUAAAAUUCUAAUAAAUUGUUGUUAUAAAACUUU